AUGCUUGGCUUAGUGGUGCUCUUUGGUGCCACUCCUGCAAUGGCAAAGAACACCCGAUUCCUCGAUUUCUUUCCAGUCUACCGAAGCGACUUUAUUCAAAUCCGCGACGGCCCAUGUGCUGCAGAAUUCGCCCUCAAGCAAGCCGGUGCGCAGGUCUGUCGGAGUCUCCUCGAUUGCAUGCUAGAAAACACAAGCGAAGUGAUCAAAGGCGAUAUGGGAAGUGGAAUCGUCGUGUUGGGCCUGGGACCAACAAUCCUUACAUUCCUCGGCUCAGGCACAGCAGAAACCAGCCUUCUAGCAAGACGCCGACCUCUACUCGCACUUCUUAUAGCAUCCGGCUCUCCAGCAGUCAGCCCCCUCCCAACGUUUGUUUACCCAAAUCCGAUAGAAGAGCUGGAAGCGAGAGACAACCACCUUGCUAUAAUGCAAUUCUCUCCUAUACAAGCAAUUUUCGUGUCGAUCCUGGAGUAUGUUCUGGUAAUGGGGGCUAUCGCGAACGUGUACAUAACGGCUUUCACCAUGGGAUCCUGGAGCAUCAACACGAUCAGCUGUGAUGAUCUUUGGUACCCUACACUUUGGGCGGUGACUACACUUUUUAUUCAUAUUUUCGGCUCGUGGUGCCUAGCACUACGAGUAAGCACACCCGGUAACAAUGAAGAUAGCCAACAUCGGGUAAAGGAAAGACUUUUCCGCUGGAUCAGAAAUGAACUUACGCCCUGCAUUACGCACAACAAGCUGCAGUUGAUUUGGAAGCCAGAGAGCUAUUUGUUUGUCGCGAUAUCCUGGUGGACUUCUCUUCUCACUGUGGUACAUCUCUUAUACGGAACGGUGGCAUUCAGUUCCAUUCAAUUUAUAGGGUAUGUCGACAGCAUACAGAUACUUGCCAGAUUUAUGGGCUCCGCUGUGGUCUGCCGCGCGAUUCUGAUGUUUGAGCUUGCUGGCAUGCGAAACGCCCUAAAAUACGAGAGCCCACAAGAAGAGUACUCUCUAGUGCAAGCGUCUCACACUAGGUUAUCUUCAACUCAUGACUUCUAA
Molecule: messenger RNA, 1035 nt
Organism: Penicillium cosmopolitanum
Lineage: Eukaryota; Fungi; Ascomycota; Eurotiomycetes; Eurotiales; Aspergillaceae
Exons: 2
Coding region: 1-1035 (344 amino acids)
Source: RefSeq, a predicted model, not a curated record